Messenger RNA from Herpailurus yagouaroundi (jaguarundi), 1476 nucleotides. It is a transcript of the gene ANGPTL5, whose product is annotated as angiopoietin like 5. The transcript has 8 exons. The coding region runs from base 59 to 1225 and encodes 388 amino acids. The record is from RefSeq and is a predicted model, not a curated record. Lineage: Eukaryota; Metazoa; Chordata; Mammalia; Carnivora; Felidae.
UCUUUCCACAGAGAGCUGACUGGUAUUUGAAGAAGUUUUUCAUUUCUCCAAGAAGAAUAUGAUGUAUCUGCCUCAAGCUUCACUUCUAUUCUUAAAUACAUUUAUUUUUAUUUCUGGAGAAGUUAUACAAGGUAACUGUGUACAUCAUUCUACGGAUUCUCCAGGAGUCAACACUGUAGAAGAUGUAUCUAAUGCAAAAGAUGAGAGUAAAAGUAAUGAUACUGUUUAUAAGGAAGACUGUGAAGAGUUGUGUGAUGUUAAAAUUAAAAUUACACGAGAAGAAAAACAUUUCAUGUGUAGAAAUUUGCAAAAUUCUAUUGUUUCCUACACACGAAGUACCAAAAAACUGCUAAGAAACAUGAUGGAUGAGCAACAAACCUCCUUGGAUUAUUUAUCCAGUCAGGUUAACGAGCUCAUGAAUCGAGUUCUCCUUCUGACGACAGAAGUUCUCCGAAAACAGUUGGACCCUCUUCCUCACAGGCCAGUGCAGUCACAUGGUUUAGAUUGUACUGAUAUUAAAGACACCAUUGGCUCUGUCACCAAAACACCAAGUGGUUUAUAUAUAAUCUACCCGGAAGGAUCUAGUUACCCAUUUGAGGUGAUGUGUGACAUGGAUUAUAGAGGAGGUGGAUGGACUGUGAUACAGAAAAGGGUUGACGGGAUCACUGAUUUCCAGAGGCUGUGGUGUGAUUAUCUGGACGGAUUUGGUGACCUUUUAGGUGAAUUUUGGCUAGGACUAAAAAAGAUUUUUUAUAUAGUAAAUCAGAAAAACACCAGUUUUAUGCUGCAUGUUGCAUUGGAAUCUGAAGACGACACAUUUGCUUACGCAUCAUAUGACAACUUUUGGCUAGAAGAUGAAACAAGUUUUUUUAAGAUGCACUUAGGACGGUAUUCAGGAAAUGCUGGUGAUGGAUUCCGGGGCUUCAGAAAAGAAGAUAACCAAAAUGCAAUGCCUUUCAGCACAUCGGAUGUCGAUAAUGACGGAUGUCACCCUGCAUGCCUGGUCAGUGGUCAGUCUGUGAAAAGCUGUAGUCGCCUCAGUAACAACACUGGCUGGUGGUUCAGCCAGUGUGGUCUGGCAAAUCUAAACGGCAUUCAUCGCUUCCCUGGAAAAUUGGUCUCGACCGGGAUUCAGUGGGGCACAUGGACCAGAAACAAUUCCCCUGUCAGGAUUAAAUCUGUUUCAAUGAAAAUUAGAAGAGCGUACAAUCCAUAUUUUAAGUAAUCUCCUUCUAAAUUGUAAUGUGUGGUCCACAGGUUUUUUUUGGUAACAUAUAAAAGAUUUUCUAUAGUUUCUCUUUUUACUGAGUGUUUCAAACAUUUUAGCCAAAAUUUAACUAUAGAUGGCAUCUAGGUGUUAAGAGUUCAGUUUGAAAUCUUUAAUUUUAUACAGUUUUAUAGAAGAAAACCUGACUUAGUGUAUGCUCUUACUACUAACUAUAUUAACAAUAUGUAAUAAAGUUUAAGUGAACUGCA